Messenger RNA from Prionailurus viverrinus (fishing cat), 3312 nucleotides. RefSeq names its product zinc finger protein 502 (gene ZNF502). Gene Ontology annotation, cellular component: nucleus. The record is from RefSeq and is a predicted model, not a curated record. Lineage: Eukaryota; Metazoa; Chordata; Mammalia; Carnivora; Felidae. Gene Ontology annotation, biological process: regulation of transcription by RNA polymerase II; central nervous system development. The coding region runs from base 1636 to 3264 and encodes 542 amino acids. The transcript is spliced from 2 exons. Gene Ontology annotation, molecular function: DNA-binding transcription factor activity, RNA polymerase II-specific; RNA polymerase II cis-regulatory region sequence-specific DNA binding.
UCUGUCAGUACAGAGCCUAAUGCGGAGCUCGAACUCAUGAACUCUGAGAUUGUGACUGGAGCUGAAGUCAGACACUUAACUGUCUGAGCCACCCAGGUGCCCCAGGAUAUGUUUUUUGUUUAAACAGUAGAUACACUCAUGUUACUUUUUGCCCCCAAACCUUUUCAUAUUCCUUUUGUGGCUUUCUACUCACUUUCAGGUAAAUUCCUUAAAAUGUUUUUCAGGGUUGGAUUUGAUCUGGCUUUUUCUUGCCUCGGGCUUCAUGUCUUAUUUUUGUGCUUAAUAAUUUGUCUUACUGGAUCUCUUUUUCAUUUUUCCAAAGUACUGAGCAGGAUUCCUUUUGUGUAUCGUUUCAUAUCUCUGGUAUAUUCUCUUCUGUCCUUACCUGUCUCAUUCCUUUUUAUCUCUUUUUCAGCGAGGCUUUCUUUCCCAGACUACAUCAGGGCCCCUCUGCUCUACAUUCCAGCAUCUCAUAUUUCUACUUUUGUAAUUCCCAUAAUUGUAACUACACUUUAACGUCUUUGUCCAGCUGUAAUGUAAGUUCUGGGCAGGUCGGGGCACGUCUGACUUUUUCUUCACUGUUUACCUCUGAUUGUACUGAAACCCCACUCUACUUCAUGGUUCUCUAUAGGAUUGAGAACCAUGGGUUCUUUCUAUGCCCCUCUUAUAGAAUAGGUUCAGGAAAUCCCAGAUAGAAUCCUCUUAAACCUUUAAAAUUUAGCACAGAGCCACAGGCUUUGGAUGAGAAUACCACAGUACCAGCCUUAUGUAUUUCAGUAGACUUGUGCCAUGCAUACAUGUGUUUUGAGCACUCGGUUAUGGUAAAAUCAUCUCUCUGUCUUCCUUUUUCCUUGAAAUAAUGCUGCAGAUUCUUCUUUUCACUUCAGGAUUAUAUGGAGAGACAUUUUUGGAUGAACAGUUGUGACUAAAUAUUACAAACAUGAGAAACUCUGUACUAUUUCUGCAAUUUUUUUAAGUGAAAAAUUAUUUCACAAUUUAAAUGAAUUUUUUUCCCUUUUAAACUGCAGCCUACACUCUUCAUGUUGAGCUGUGCCUGAAGAGAAACUGUUUAGUUGAUCUGACCUCUAGAAGAAAGGGCAAUCAGUAUACUUUCAAGUUGUACAAAUAGAGUUCCCUCACUACUGUCCAGCUCCAUAGCAUAUAGUGGAGAUGAGUGGAUCAGACUUUAAAGCAUUAGCUUUACUGUGAGGCCAUUUCCCUGUGCAACUUUUGAUUAUAUUGACUUUUUAUAUGGAUUGUUGUAUAUAAAGACAGGGCACUAAUUAACGUGAAUACUUCCAUCCACUUCGUAGGUAUCAUUCUGAUUUAUUCAUCCAGCGCUUGAGUGUUUGCUAAUGUGUCAGUCUGGCCGUCACUUUUUAUACAGCUGACCAAUGGAAUUUGUGAAGCUGGAAGGCUGGAAGCCCACUGCGGUUUGUGCUGAUGCAGUCACUCUGCUAUCUAGACAUUUUGUGUCAGUUAGUAGAUAGUGUUCCUAGGCAACCGUUCUUUCUCAUUUUCCUGUUUACUGGGACAGUGAUAUCCCCUCCCCCACCUUUUUUCCCCCUAUGAGCAGGGCUCCCAGUUUUCCAACUCUGAAGUGUUUUCCUAUCAAAGCAAAGAGAAGAUUUGUGGAUGUUGAAUAUGCAAGGAGCUGAAGAGCAAGAGCUCGGAAGAGAGGUUUGUCCAGAUUUGAUGAGCAAGUCUGUUCCAGAGCAGGAUGUCUCUGAAAUUGAUUCACCAGGGAUAGUAGCAAAGAGAUUACAAGACGAUGCAUACCAGGAUUCUACAUUUGGAGAAAAAUACGCAUGUGAGAGCAUGAAGGAAAACCCUUCUGGAGAGGUUCCUGGACCAUGUCUUUUCAAAGAAGGAGGUUUUGGGGGAAUAACUUUUAUCCACAAGGAAGCAUCUCCUGAAAUGAUUAGCCAAGAAUAUAAUUUUGAGAGAAGCUUACUUUUGACUUCAAGCUUUGUUACACAUCUCAGGGUUUCUACACAAGAGAGCCUACAUCAGUGGGAGACAAGUAGCAUACACACCAAUGAGAUUUCAGACCAGAGUAAAUGUCCAACCCUCUCUACACAGAAAAAGCCUUGGGAAUGUAACGAAUGUGGAAAAACUUUUACUCAGAGCUCAUCCCUUACCCAGCAUCAGAGGACUCAUACUGGAGAGAGGCCCUAUGCAUGUGAGGAAUGUGGGAAAGCCUUUAGUCGUAGCUCCUUCCUUGUUCAACAUCAAAGAAUUCACACUGGAGUAAAACCAUAUGGAUGUGAGCAGUGUGGGAAAACAUUUCGGUGUCGGUCGUUUCUUACUCAGCAUCAGAGAAUCCAUACUGGAGAGAAACCUUAUAAAUGUAAUGAAUGUGGGAAUUCCUUCCGCAACCAUUCACAUCUCACUGAACAUCAGCGAAUUCACACUGGAGAGAAACCUUACAAAUGUAAUCGAUGUGGGAAGGCAUUCAAUCAGAACACACACCUCAUUCAUCAUCAGAGGAUUCACACUGGUGAGAAACCUUAUUUAUGCAAUGAAUGUGGCUCUUCUUUUCGUAAACACUCAAAUCUUACACAACACCAGAGAAUUCACACUGGGGAAAAACCCCAUAAAUGCGAUGAAUGUGGGAAAACUUUUCAAACAAAGGCAAACCUCUCUCAGCAUCAGAGAAUUCAUACUGGAGAGAAACCCUAUAAAUGUAAGGAAUGUGGCAAAGCCUUUUGUCAGAGCCCAUCCCUUAUUAAACACCAGCGAAUUCAUACUGGAGAAAAGCCUUAUAAGUGUAAGGAAUGUGGCAAAGCGUUUACUCAGAGCACCCCACUCACUAAACAUCAGAGAAUUCAUACAGGGGAGAGACCCUACAAAUGCAGUGAAUGUGGUAAAGCCUUCAUUCAGAGCAUUUGCCUCAUUCGGCAUCAGAGAAGUCACACUGGAGAAAAACCCUAUAAGUGCAAUGAAUGUGGGAAGGGCUUUAAUCAGAAUACCUGCCUCACUCAGCAUAUGAGAAUUCAUACUGGAGAGAAGCCCUAUAAAUGUAAAGAAUGUGGGAAAGCCUUUGCUCAUAGCUCAUCUCUUACUGAACAUCAUAGAACACACACUGGUGAGAAGCUCUAUAAAUGUAGCGAGUGCGAGAAAACUUUCCGCAAGUAUGCACACCUUAGUGAACAUUACAGAAUUCACACUGGUGAGAAGCCUUAUGAAUGCAUUGAAUGUGGAAAAUUCUUCAGACAUAGUUCAGUCCUUUUCAGACAUCAGAAACUUCACAAUGGUGAAUAACCCUGGCAUUCAGGUUAUGACAGCUUGUCUAGAAAUAGUGACUAGGAA